CCCACUCCAGUGUUCCUAGCCAAAUCAGUCUCCCAGCUCAGUUCAUAGCACGCUGUAGAAAUGGUUGUGUUGGUGUGAGGACAAGGGUGGAUAACACAGUGAGAGAGAAAAUAGUACUUUAAGCCAGAACUGCCAACCUCUAAGCCUCACUGUGUUAGCAUUCUAUUUUUUUUUUUAAAUCACUAUCUUGAACGCUUUGCAAUCAAAAUUAAGAGCCAAGGGGUCUAGAGAGUAAACAAACAAUGCAAGCACAAGGUAACAGUGAGAUCAUAGUGGUUGGCUGAUUAAAUGGCAGUGACAGGAAACCACCAGAUUAAUCAUUGCUGAACUUCUUGUGUAAGCAUCACAAGAGGGAUGAGUUUUGAGGACACAGUUGAGCUCAAUGUAGUGUCUCUGCAGACUUCUCUGAGGUGCAACUCCCAGGAAAUGGUGACAGAGUCCACUCCGUUACGUUGUAGAAAGCUCAGCAAUCCGGACAUCUUUUCAUCUGCUGGGAAAACCAAGCUCCAUCGUCAGCUAAGUCAAGAUGACUGCAAGCUGCGGAGAGGUAGUUUGGCGAGCUCUUUGUCAGGAAAGCAACUACUCCCCUUAUCAAAUAGUGUCCACAGUGGAGUGGGACAAACAACGUGGCAGCCACCUGGAGAUACCUCAAACCUGGUCCGCAUGAGAAAUCAGUCCCUAGGACAGUCUGCUCCUUCCCUUACUGCUGGUUUGAAGGAGCUCAGUCUCCCCAGAAGAGGAAGCUUCUGUCGGACAAGCAACAGAAAGAGUUUGAUUGUAACAUCCAGCACAUCGCCAACGCUCCCGCGACCACACUCCCCUCUUCACGGACACACAGGUGGCAGCCCUUUGGACAGUCCCAGGAACUUCUCUCCAAAUGCACCUGCUCAUUUUUCCUUUGUUCCUGCCCGAAGAACGGAUGGGCGUCGCUGGUCCCUGGCCUCUCUCCCUUCAUCUGGAUAUGGAACAAACACUCCCAGUUCAACCGUUUCAUCAUCAUGCUCAUCUCAGGAGAAGCUGCACCAGCUGCCCUUUCAGCCCACGGCAGACGAACUUCAUUUCCUGACAAAGCAUUUCAGUACUGAGAGCAUCACCGAUGAGGAAGGACGCCACUCUCCAGCCUUGAGGCCUCGAUCUCGCAGUCUCAGCCCGGGUCGCUCCCCAAUUUCCUUUGACAGUGAAAUAAUAAUGAUGAAUCAUGUGUACAAAGAAAGGUUUCCAAAGGCCACGGCGCAGAUGGAGGAACGGCUGGCUGAGUUCAUUGCCUCUAAUGCUCCUGAGAAUGUGCUGCAAUUAGCAGAUGGGGUCCUAAGUUUCAUUCAUCAUCAAGUUAUUGAACUGGCCAGAGACUGCCUAGAUAAAUCACGUGAAGGUCUUAUUACUUCUCGGUACUUUUAUGAGCUACAGGAAAACUUGGAGAAACUUCUCCAGGAUGCUCACGAGCGAUCCGAGAGCUCAGAGGUUGCUUUCGUUACCCAACUUGUGAAAAAACUGAUGAUUAUCAUUGCACGACCAGCUCGGCUGCUUGAGUGCCUGGAGUUUGAUCCUGAAGAGUUUUACCACUUGUUGGAAGCUGCAGAAGGCCAUGCCAAGGAAGGGCAAGGAAUUAAAUGCGACAUUCCUCGUUACAUUAUCAGCCAGCUGGGACUUACCAGGGAUCCCUUGGAGGAAAUGGCCCAGCUGAAUAGCUAUGACAGCCCAGACACUCCUGAGACAGAUGAUUCAGUGGAGAGCCGUGGAGCCUCUGUGCAAUCAAAGAAAACUCCAUCUGAGGAAGAAUUUGAAAAUAUUAAGCUGAUCAGUAAUGGAGCUUAUGGAGCGGUGUAUUUGGUGCGACACAAGACCACCCGUCAACGUUUUGCCAUGAAGAAGAUCAACAAACAGAACCUAAUUUUGAGAAACCAGAUCCAACAGGCUUUUGUGGAGAGAGAUAUCUUGACUUUUGCUGAGAACCCCUUUGUAGUCAGCAUGUUCUGCUCCUUCGAGACCAAGCGCCAUCUGUGCAUGGUUAUGGAGUACGUGGAAGGAGGUGAUUGUGCUACACUUCUCAAGAAUAUUGGUGCGCUACCUGUGGAUAUGGCCAGGAUGUAUUUUGCCGAGACAGUUUUGGCAUUGGAGUACCUACACAAUUACGGGAUUGUUCACCGUGACCUCAAACCUGAUAAUCUCCUGAUAACUUCCAUGGGUCACAUUAAACUAACUGACUUUGGACUGUCUAAAAUCGGGUUAAUGAGUCUUACCACUAACCUCUAUGAGGGACAUAUUGAGAAAGAUACCAGGGAAUUCCUGGACAAGCAGGUCUGCGGGACUCCAGAGUACAUCGCACCAGAAGUGAUCCUGCGGCAGGGCUAUGGAAAGCCUGUGGACUGGUGGGCCAUGGGGGUUAUCCUCUAUGAGUUUUUAGUUGGCUGUGUCCCUUUCUUUGGUGACACACCUGAAGAACUCUUUGGACAAGUGAUCAGUGAUGAAAUAGCCUGGCCGGAUGGUGACGAUGCACUGCCACCAGAUGCACAGGACCUAAUUUCUAAGCUUCUUCGCCAAAAUCCUCUGGAAAGAAUGGGAACAGGUAGUGCCUUUGAAGUGAAACAGCACCGGUUCUUUAAAGAUUUGGACUGGAAUGGAUUACUUCGACAGAAAGCCGAAUUCAUUCCACAGUUGGAAUCUGAGGAUGACACGAGCUAUUUUGACACCCGGUCAGAACGGUACCAGCACCUGGAUUCAGAAGAGGAGGAGGACACGAAUGAUGAUGAUCAUGUGGAAAUUAGGCAGUUUUCCUCAUGCUCGCCGAGGUUCAGCAAGGUGUACAGCAGCAUGGAGCGUCUUUCCAUCCACGAAGAGAGGAAGACUCCGCCACCAACUAAACGGAGCCUGAGUGAAGAAAAAGAUGACCGAUUAGACAGCCUUGGAGGCUUGAAAAGUCGGGACCGCAGCUGGGUAAUUGGAUCUCCUGAAAUACUGCGUAAGCGCUUGUCUAUGUCCGAAUCCUCGCACACGGAGAGCGACUCCAGCCCGCCCCUGACGGUGCGCCGGCGCUGCUCGGGGCUCCUUGACAUGCCGCGGUUUGCCAUCUCAGCUGAGGAGGAGGGCAGCGUGCUGAAGCGGCCGCAGUCGGAGGGGAUGCUGCUGUGCGCCGGGCAGGCCCGCGAGGGGCUGCCCGUGCCCAUUCCGGAGCACAGUAGUCAGAGCAGGGAAAGGCUGGACCCAAAAGCUGCUGGGAGCACUGCAGAUUUCUCUGAUCCACGCGCUCGCAGUAAUAGCAAUGAAGGCCCAGACUUUACCACUCCAAAAGCCAUCAGCGAUUUGGCAGUGCGGCGGGCACGGCACAGGUUGCUCUCUGGGGAAUCAGGGGAGAAACGUACCUCAAGACCUGUCAAUAAAGUGAUUAAAUCAGCAUCCGCUACUGCCUUGUCUCUCCUGAUUCCCUCAGAUCACCACACGUGUUCCCCAUUGGCUAGUCCAAUGUCACCUCAUUCUCUAUCCUCAAACCCAUCUUCGAGGGACUCCUCACCCAGCCGUGACUUUUCUCCUGCUAUCGCAAACCUGAAACCACCAAUCAUCAUCCAUCGGGCUGGAAAGAAAUAUGGUUUCACUCUCCGUGCCAUUCGCGUCUAUAUGGGUGACAGUGAUAUCUACACUGUGCAUCACAUGGUCUGGCACGUGGAGGAAGGCGGUCCGGCUAACGAAGCAGGCCUGCGUGAAGGGGAUCUGAUAACCCAUGUCAACGGGGAGCCUGUCCAUGGACUGGUGCACACAGAAGUGGUGGAGCUGAUCCUGAAGAGUGGAAAUAAAGUGUCCAUCUCAACCACGCCAUUUGAGAACACGUCGAUCAAAGUUGGGCCAGCUCGAAAGGCCAGCUACAAAUCCAAGAUGGCUCGUAGGAACAAGAAAAGCAAAACUAAGGAUGGUCAGGAAAGUAAGAAGAAGAGUUCUUUGUUCAGGAAGAUCACUAAACAAGCAUCACUACUUCAUACCAGUCGUAGUUUGUCUUCUCUAAACCGCUCGCUCUCUUCUGGAGAAAGUGUACCUGGUUCUCCAACUCACAACCUAUCUCCUCGAUCACCUACCCAGAGUUACAGAUCCACACCCGAGUCUGUACACUCAGUUGGUGGCAAUUCUUCCCAGAGCAGCUCUCCCAGUUCCAGUGUCCCCAAUUCUCCAGCCAGCUCUGGACACAUCCGGCCCAGUUCUCUGCAUGGACUGGCACCAAAGCUUCAAAGGCAGUAUAGAUCUCCGAGGCGUAAAUCUGCAGGAAAUAUCCCUCUGUCGCCACUAGCUCACACUCCAUCACCAACGCCACAGUCCACAUCCCCGCAGCGCUCCCCUUCUCCUUUACCGGGGCAUUCGGUUGGCAGCUCCAGUAUUAUUCAGUCGUUUCCAGUAAAACUACACUCCUCUCCACCGUUGGUGAGACAAAUUUCUCGGCCCAAAAGUGCUGAGCCCCCUAGGUCUCCUUUGCUGAAGAGAGUCCAGUCAGCAGAGAAACUGGCUGCCUCACUGUCGUCUUCUGAGAAGAAGCUGGCUUCCUCGCGAAAGCAUAGUUUGGAUAUUUCUCAUUCUGAAUUUAAAAAGGAGAUGCUACAGAGGGAUCCUAGUCUCCAGAGCUUACAAGAAUCUGCAAAUGAAACAACAGGCGGAAAACUUGGACUAGCAGAAAAGGGGAUGUUGCAGAAGCCAGGCUCCAGGAAGCUGGGUGCUAUUCGACAAGACAGAGUGGAGAGGAGGGAGUCUCUGCAAAAGCAGGAGGCCAUAAGAGAAGUAGAUUCCUCAGAAGAUGAAACGGAUGAUGGUUCAGAGGACAGUCAGGAUGGAAGAAGACUGGACAAGCCACCUGACAAUGGAGACCAAGGCUCAGAUUCUUUUAAUGAGGAUAAGUUUUCCUCUAAAUUGGAAAGCAAGGAUAGCAUUGAAGAUGAUGCCUUUCUACCUGAAGAUCCAAAAGGUACAGAAGAUCUGCAGAAGGUAAAUAAUAAGCAAGCCAAGGUUGUUUCAGAGCUCCUGCAAACUAGUGUGCACCCUUUCCCAUCAGAGGCCCUCCCAAGAACUUCUCCAGAAAAAUUAGCCAGCUCAGAAAAACCACUCCUAAGAUCAGAAACGACUGCAAAGGAACAUAAAUUGCCAGAAAGCAAAACUUCCGAGUAUUUUAGUCAAGAAGACAAGUCUUGUGAAGCAAUCAAAGACCUAGGGAAAACUGCUAGUGCUCCAAAAACAAUAGUUCGCACAGAACAUAUACAGUGCACUUCCAUGAAACCUCUUGAACUUGAACAAGGUGACUCUUCAGGGGCCUCGUGUGGUAAGCUUAACCUGAAAGACUCUCUGCUAACAGAAAUCCGUCAGAAAAAGGACUCUAAACCUCUGCUGGCUCUUUCUCCGUGUUGCACGGCAAGUGCGAGCGUUACGCUCUCACUGAGCCGUGGGGACAGCAGUGACCCUCAGGAUCGCAAAGAGACACCGCAGCCUGCAGAGCACAGCAGCUCCUUUCUGUAUGCCGCAAGCAGGAGUGAAACACCCCCCCAAAGUCCUAGUACUGAAGAACAACCCAGCUUGUCCCAGGCAGAGUGUGUUUCAGCUGCUAGCAAAAUGAGCCAGGGCAGUGCCCCAGGUACGAUGUCCUCCCCGCUUCUUGUCUCCAGCGCUAUUGAAAGAGCACUCUCCGUGUCCCAUUUAGUACCGCUAGCACAGAGUGUUUUGGGCCCUCUGAAGCUCAGUAUGGCUAGUUCUGGUGAGCUGGAAAAGAGGAAGGAUUUCUCCCAUUCGGGUGCCUCCUGUAAAGAGGAGAGGGAUUCAAAACAAAAAAAGCAGGAAACUUUACAGGCAGGACCAUGUCAAGAGAGAGCCAAACCUCCUAGCACCGGCAGCCUGGCCACAAGAAGCGGCUCCUGCACAGAGUUGUUGCACGCAGCGAAGCCGUGGGAGGUGGCGUGUCCCACGGGGGCAAAAAAAGAGCCAACUUUUUGCAGUUCUAAAUCAUCCGAAGCUUUGGGAAGUAGCUGCAAAAGUGUUCCCUCAAAGGAGCUAUCGCACACUCUGGGACAGCCCGUUCUGAGGGCCUCUCCUCUGCCAGAUGGCAGCACGAGGCCCUGUAAAGAUGGGACUCUCACGCAAGGAAAAAGCAAAGAGGUUGGAAGCCAGUUAAAAGGACAAGACUUUCCUCUGUCACAUGAUGGUGCUGUGAAGAAAACAUAGCAGCACCCCUGGUACACAUGGACUGGAGCGUUCCACAUUCAAAAUAGAGACUGCAUGUUUGAAUUUUGUAAUAUACACUAAUAUAAAAUAGAACUUGUGUACAUCUAUUUUUGGGAGGGUUUUUUCAUACUGUUUUUUGUGUUUUUUCAUCCUUGCUAUUCUAUUUUUGUACACAGUAACGCUUGCCAUUUGAGGUCUCUUUAGAACAGGGUAUCUUUAAAGCAGGGCUUAAGAAACAAUUUGCUGGUUUUCCCCUUCCUGCCCUUUUGUUUUGCCCUGAGUUUAGGGCCUUUUGUGCUCUUCUCUCCAGUUCUGCGUUGAUUUGAGAUCCCAAAAAUUCUGAGCGCAAAAAAGGCAGCCUACUUUAAAAUCUGUGCUUUUCAACCUUCUCUUUAAACGUCCUUGAAAUCCACAAAUUCCAAGUGUUUGCUCUGAAUUUACAAGCCAGUUUUCUUUGACAAGGAGAAGAAAAUACUCUCUUGUCCAUGAGUUAUUCUGGAAAUACAAACCUCUUCAACGCAACUAGGGCCUCUUUGUCACUGUAUGCAUUUACAGUCCUACGUACACCUUUGAGUCCCUCGCCUCCAUAUCCUUAGGCUAGGGUGGAGGGAUCAGACAGAGGGAUAUCCCUGUCUUCUCUUUAAACCAAUUACAAAUAUUUUUCAAUUGAGUUAUCAGAGAAAAAAACUUCCAAUCUGUAAACUGUUUUCUUUUUUGGGGAGGAGAGUUGAUUGUUUUUACUUAUCCUUUAUGGAACACAUGGCAACUCUUCCCUCUGUUUUUAAAAUUUUAAUAAUGUUUUAUCUUAUCUUCUCUGGCUUAAUUUGUAACUUGCCCUGCCUCAGAAUAAAUGACCCCCAGGAAGGGGGUGCCUUGUAGGUUGAUUUUUCAAGUAUAGAAAUUUGUAGUCCUGUGUUCUUCAGUAUGGCUUGGGCAAAGUUACCUCAGUGAUAAAUGAGCUUAGGAGACUUCUCCUUCUCUUAGUGAGUCUAAAUAGGUAGGGAUUUUAAGGUGUUCCUUAAUAGUUCUGAACUAGGGCUUGGGAAACUUGCUGAGUUUUCCAAAUCUGCCUGUUUUAAAAAAAAAAAAAAAAAAAAAACUCCUAAGAGGAGUUCUGACUCCUUGAGUUCUGUGGACAAGCUGCAAGCAGACUUCAAAACACAUGUGAUAUUUCAUGAUUUCAGCUUUGACAGCUAGAUCAUUUCCACUGCUGAGGUCACUUGGUUCCUUUAAAAAUUGCUAUUGCUUAGGUUUAGACAUUGCUUUGCUUUGAAUGUGACUGACUCUGGAUAACAGUGCUCUUUGCUGAGGAUUACAUCAAUAAUAAUACACCAGUAAAUGUGUUGAAUGGUGAUACCUAUAGCACUGUAAGACAUUUCUUCAUCCAGUUAAAGGUUACUGUCAAUGAACGCUCCCGUCAUUUUCCCCAGAUUGUGCUCAACUUUUAUUCUAGUCCUAUCUGAGUAUAUCUUCCUGUGCAUCACCGUCAGUAUCUAGUAUCCUGCUCACUGGCUUACUCUGUUAGAAGCAGAAUGACUGUGCAACAGUGUCUCAAGGCUAAAAACUGCAUCUGUUGGUCUGAUUUCGUUAUACUGCUGCCUUUUCCAUUGUCUCAACCUCUUUGAAACUUGAAGUUUUGAUUCACUUUCCCUAAAUGUAAAUAUGGUUUUUAUAUAGGAAUAUAUUUUUUCCAUCUCUUUUUGACUUGAUUUCAACGCAAUCCAGAGAUCACAACAAAAUCUCUGUAAUCUCGCCCUGUCCCUUUCUGCAUAACGAUUUUUUUCUAAUCUAUACCUGAUCUUUGGCUGCUUGGAUUUCAUUUCUGGACCAAGUUUUGAUUUGGUUUGAGCUUUUUUUUAAACGUGUUUAAACUAGUGUUUACUCUGUGUGUCUGUGUGAACAUGUGUGGUGUUUCUAAUACACUAGCAAAAGCCUCCAAGCUCCCAGAUAACAUGUAAAUAAAUCUUGCUGUGACAGUAUUGAGAGCAGGGCCUGCUGGACUGUCUCUUUGCUCUUUCUGCUGGAAUUCGUAGGCUAUUCGCAUACACUCAGUUUGCAAUUAUAAGCCACGUUAUUUCCACCAACCUGUCAGGGUCCUGGGUAUCUCCAGCCUUUCAAAGGACUCUUAUUGAUGAGUAUCGUUCUGUGCUGAUUUUGGAGCAAUAGCAAGUAAGGAACAGACUUGGCAGGAUCUGAUGGGCUGAUCGACUAACAAAAUUGCUGAGAAACAAGGUCUGAUUGGCAGUGCAGCAUCAAAUAAAAUUCACAGGAAUAAUGAAAAAUGGAUUCAGCAUCAUGAAUCUGUGGUAAUUUUGAAGGUGAAUCUCAAGUUUAUCUCUAGAGAGCGCCCAGCCUUGGCAAGAUGUAGCCCAUGGAAGUCUCUGUGUAAAAUAAGUAGUGAGUCCAGAGUUGCGUGAGAACGUGGUUUAACCUUGCUGUCCCUGUGGGGGGGGAUCUUCUGCGUGUCCCCGUCUCCUCCAGCUUGGAGAGACAGCUUAUUCUGUGAGUGUGGUCUCAGGGCGUCCGUGAGGGGAUCUGAGUUUAAAAAAGUUAAGGGGGAAGCAAGCCACAGCUCUUGAGAGAGGCCUUUUUAACCUCAGUCAUUCUGAGCGUUCAGCUCAGCUCAUUAGCUGAGCUGGCUUAAAUAUGGGAGCAGGGAGUUCCUGGGGCUGCUUAAAAUAGGUGGGAUAUGAGGGGGGGGACAGCGAUGCAGAGUGACACUUGGUGUAUCCAUCCUCUCUGAUGAACGAGUUUUCCAGUUUAGGAGAAAAGGAAAAUGCUGUUUGCGUUUCUCUACGUGUAUAUUAAAUCCUCUUCCAGGGCACUAUAAAUGAGGGGAAGGAGGACCAAAACCCCACUUUCCACGAUGCACAGCGUACUCUAGCGCCUCUGAAUGCACGGUACUCGAGUGUUGCGGCAGCACUAGCCCGGGGAAGGGGUUUCAGUUAUGUCUGUGCCAGGUCUGCUGGGGUCACAGAUACCUGUUGUGGGUAGUGUGCAGAUUGGGAUGUGACCGUCUAAAGGUACCAGCUGCGUUAGCUGCUGGCUCCCUCUCUUUGCAGCCAGUAGUUCCAGUGGUGAGUUUCAGUGUUGCCCUUUUUUUGAGAUGGGUGAAAAACCUUGGUGUGUCACAGCUUUUGCUGCUUUUGCCUGAAUUGGCCAAAGAAGAGGUGAGAUAUAUAUUUAGUCACCUCUUUUGUAGCUACGGUACAGACAGUGACCAGUGCAAUUUUAAAAACCUGUCUUUUUGGAAGCCAAAGCCAAACAGCAUUACCAGGAAAGCACGUGUUCCUAGUGAAGCCUCCUAUCCGCUGUCACUCCUAGAACUGCCCUCCGUAUGCCCUCCAGGUGCGCUCUCUCCCCGGUUACACGUUCUUUCAAGUGCAUGUGGUGCGUCGUAGCGAAGCUUUUCAGUAAGAGGUCUUUUCCCUAUGAAAAUGCGAUACUGAAGCAGAUACAUACACCAAUAUUUCUUACCUGCUCUGCUAAGUAUUGCUUAAAUAGUUUCUCAGAUAACCUUGCAAACUUGGGAGGGGGCGAGGUGAUGAGAUGUUGGAAAAUCCUGUAUGUGAAGAGCGAGAGUGUGUUUAUGUGCGCGGGUGCGGUGUGUAGCUUUUCCCACGUGCAAGACGUGACCCACGUUGCCUGAAGGAAGCAUUCGGCAGGCUGAGAAUUUGGCCUCCUUAAAUAACACUGAGUCAGGUUAGGUAGGAGGGAAAAGGGUGUGCGUGUGUGCUGUGUGUUUGGUGAAUGAGAUACGCACACAACCAUCUAAAUGUGUUGCUUUCCUGAUUCUUUUUCCCGUUUCAUUUUUUUUGGUUUGGAUGCGUUUCUUGCCUCUCUUCGGUUUUGGAAUUACAGAGUAGAAGUUAGUUCCAGUCCUUGCAUUUCUUCAUUUCUGUGUCCAGCCAAUGCAGUCCUGCACGGUGCCUCAUUUCAGUGUUACUUUCCCCUUUGUCUCUUACUGUUGCAAACGAGGAGAAAUGGAUGAUAUUUAUUGUAAAUAUUAGACGUUAGCAUUGUAAUGGCCACUCCUGGGUCUGAAUGUCAGAGGCCUUUGGCUGCUAAUAUACUAAAGAGCGCUUGCUGGGGGAGUGGGAAGGAGUGAGCAGUGGUUGUGGUUUCCACACUUGCAUAAAGGUGUGAUUUGGAGUAUUUUUUUUCUUCCGAAGAGGGGAGGAUAAAGUCUUUCUCUGGUUUUCUCUUACUGGAUGUGAAGGAUAAUUCUGUACUUCUAGUAGAAGAUUUGACAGAAGUGUGUGUUUACGUUGUGUUCAAUUACCAUAUCCAGGUGGCUUGAGAGCACCUUUUAAGCUGGGCUCUGUCAAGCUGUGUCACUCAGCACUUAGCUAGAUAAGAGAAAAGUGUGGAAUUUACGUGUUUUUAGAAACUUGAACAAUUGCCACAUAAUAGCGGUGCAAUAAUUUUUAUUCAUGUUGUACCUGCAUGUCGAUGUUCAAAUCCUC
Struthio camelus australis is the source of this 10649-nucleotide messenger RNA. The record is from RefSeq and is a predicted model, not a curated record. Lineage: Eukaryota; Metazoa; Chordata; Aves; Struthioniformes; Struthionidae.